Elaeis guineensis (African oil palm) is the source of this 1615-nucleotide messenger RNA. Its product is annotated as metal tolerance protein 5. Gene Ontology annotation, biological process: monoatomic cation transport; transmembrane transport. Gene Ontology annotation, cellular component: membrane. Gene Ontology annotation, molecular function: manganese:proton antiporter activity. The record is from RefSeq and is a predicted model, not a curated record. Lineage: Eukaryota; Viridiplantae; Streptophyta; Magnoliopsida; Arecales; Arecaceae.
ACCGGAUUAUCUGUGGAUCCCGGAAUCCCACCACCAUCACCAUCGCCGCGACAGUAUCUGCCUCUGAGUCGCUGUCUCUGGGUCGCUUUUGUUAUGGAGAGCUGGGGCAGAGAAUGGGGUGCUCAUUUUGAAAGCGUAUCCAAUUUGGAGUCAAGCUUGAUCCUAGGGUUUUGAAGGAGAAGGGUAAUGGUGGAGGCGGCGAGCUCCUGCGGGGACGCUGAGGGGGUGGAGCUCCUCUUGCCGGAGUCCGGCGAGUGGGACCGGUCGUGGCGGCUCAACUUCGAGGGGUUCCGGCGAUCGGAGCGUAAAGAGAAGCCCUCCUGCAGACUCCAACGCUGCUUCGGCGUCUUUGGUACUGGAGAUGUUGUGGCAGAAUAUUAUCAGCGGCAGGUGGAAAUGUUGGAGGGAUUUAAUGAAAUGGAUGCCUUGGCUGAUCAUGGUUUUCUUCCUGGAAUGUCAAAGGAAGAACAUGAAAGGGUUGCCAGAGGUGAGAAAAGAGCCAUCCAUAUAUCAAAUAUUGCAAACAUGAUUCUCUUUGCUGCAAAAGUUUAUGCUUCAAUAAGGAGUGGUUCACUGGCAAUCAUUGCAUCUACAUUGGAUUCACUUCUUGAUCUGUUAUCGGGUUUUAUCCUAUGGUUUACUGCAUUAUCUAUGCAAACAGCAAAUCCUUACCAAUAUCCUAUAGGGAAAAGGCGCAUGCAGCCACUGGGAAUUCUCGUAUUUGCGUCUGUGAUGGCAACAUUAGGUCUGCAGAUUAUUUUAGAGUCACUGCGCUUGCUGAUAUCUGAUGAGGAUGGAUUUAGCUUGACCAAGGAACAAGAAGCAUGGGUUGUAUACAUUAUGCUAGCAGUGACACUUGUGAAGCUCAUUCUGGUUGUCUAUUGCCGCUCAUUCACUAACGAAAUCGUCAAAGCUUAUGCACAAGACCACUUUUUUGAUGUCAUCACCAAUGUCAUAGGCCUCGUGGCUGCACUGCUUGCCAACUAUGUAAAGGACUGGAUUGAUCCUGUUGGAGCUAUCAUUCUGGCACUGUACACCAUUCGAACAUGGUCAAUGACUGUGCUGGAGAAUGUGAACUCAUUGGUAGGCCGAUCAGCAGCACCGGAAUACCUACAAAAGCUGACAUACCUCUGCUGGAACCACCACCAGGCCAUUAGGCACAUUGACACCGUGCGGGCCUACACAUUUGGCUCCCACUACUUUGUGGAGGUGGACAUUGUGUUGCCAUCAGAUAUGCCCCUGAGAGAAGCACAUGAUAUUGGCGAGGCAUUGCAAGAGAAACUUGAGCUAUUGCCUGAGAUAGAGCGUGCCUUUGUCCACCUCGACUAUGAGUUCACCCAUCGCCCUGAGCAUGCCCAAGCCCAUGAUACGUAGCCCACUAAAGUUGUCCGACUUGUUAAGCGGAUCACGGCAAAAAAACUGAUCGUGAGCACAAUUCAUUUUCAAUAGCUUUCAUAUACCCCAAUCACCAGUCAUUCAAUCUUAGAUCACAUGGAUAUCUUGUUUUGUAUGGUAACUGCAAUAGCUUACGAUGUUUGGUAUCCGAUCUCAUAUUGAUAUCAUUUUAUUAUAGUGUCGGUAUGCAAUACAGUAUAAUAAGAUUCAGUAUAUCAAA